AUGGAUUCGGUAUUCGAGUGGCAGCCCAACAGGUUCCUGCUGGACCAGCGAAGUCCGCAGCCCUUUGCCCUCCUGGUGCUCAACCAGCCGCUCAAGAACGGCAGCAACCUGCGCAAGCUCUGGAGAAACUCAUCUCUCCGUGUCGCUGCGGAUGGCGGCGCCAACCGUCUUCAUGAGCUCUCUUCGUUCCAGGGCAAAUACUCAAACCUCCAAGUCAUCAUCGGCGACCUCGACUCCCUGAGGCCGCACGUCCACAACUUCUACACCUCCCAGCAUACCCCCGCCAAAAUCAUCCACGACACCGACCAAGAGUCGACCGACUUUGGCAAGGCCAUCACCUGGAUUCGCAAGACGCAGCCUCCCGGAACCGACAUCAUCGCCCUGGGCGGCAUCGGCGGCCGCAUCGACCAAGGCCUCAGCCAGCUUCACCACCUCUAUCUCUUCCAGUCGGACCCCACCUACGCCCAAGGCCGCGUCUACCUCCUCUCCGGUUCCAGCCUCACCUUUCUCCUCAAGACGGGCACCCACCGUAUCCAGGUCCGGGAGGACGGCGAGGAGGACGUCUUUGGCAAGCACGUGGGCAUCAUCCCGCUGCAGGAGCCGAGCCGCAUCACGACCAAGGGGCUCGAGUGGGACGUGACCGACUGGGAGACGCGCAUGGGCGGCAGGAUCAGCACGAGCAACCACGUGCUCCCGGAGACGAAGAUUGUCGAGGUGCAGACCACAAAGGACGUCCUCUUCACGAUAGCGCUGAGCUGCAUCGACGGCGAGGAGGACGGUUGA
This is a messenger RNA of Trichoderma reesei QM6a, 783 nucleotides long. RefSeq lists its product as uncharacterized. Gene Ontology annotation, biological process: thiamine diphosphate biosynthetic process; thiamine metabolic process. The record is from RefSeq and is a predicted model, not a curated record. The transcript has 3 exons. NCBI's taxonomy places the organism in Eukaryota, Fungi, Ascomycota, Sordariomycetes, Hypocreales, Hypocreaceae. Bases 1 to 783 code for a protein of 260 amino acids. Gene Ontology annotation, molecular function: ATP binding; thiamine diphosphokinase activity; thiamine binding.